AACUGGAGUGUCCAGUCAUUGUGCAGUUACAGUAAGAUUAACUAAAUUAACAACAGUCGCAGUAAUGGCUGUAAACUCGGAACCAAGUAGUGUUUCGUUGCCCGUUUCUGGAAUAGUGAUAGCAGUAGUAUCAAGUUUCAUUAAUGGGUCGACAUUUGUGCUUCAAAAAAAGGGAAUAUUACGCUCCCGCGACAGAGGAGGGUCGUACCUCACAGAUGUGGUGUGGUGGGCUGGCACACUGUCCAUGAUUGUUGGUCAAAUUGGGAAUUUCCUGGCGUACAAUGUGGCCCCCGCUGUAAUAGUUACACCGCUAGGAGCCCUUGGAGUGUUAUUUGGGGCUGUGCUGGCUUCUUGGAUCUUGAAGGAACAUUUAAAUAUCCUGGGAAAGCUUGGCUGUGUAUUAUGUUGCUGUGGCUCUGUUGUGCUUAUCAUUCAUGCCCCUAAAGCGGAGACUGUUACAUCGAGACUGGAGUUAGAGGAGAGGCUAUUGGACCCAGUGUUUGUAGUGUAUGCCCUCUUGGUGGUCCUGCUGCUGGUUAUACUCAUUGUGUGGAUAGCUCCAGCUCACGGCACAUCAAACAUCAUGGUAUAUGUUGCCAUAUGUUCCCUCUUGGGAAGCUUCACUGUCCCAAGCAGCAAAGGACUUGGCCUGGUUGCACCAAACGUCUUUGGAGAAGGGCCGUCGAGCAGCAGAGCUCUGGCUCUCUUCCUGGGCUUGUUGGGGACUCUGGCUGUCAGCAUCCUGAUCCAGUUCUUCUUCAUCAACAAGGCCUUGGAGUGUUUCAGCUCCAACAUGUUUGAAGCCAUAUACUAUGUAACAUUCACAUCCACCGUGAUUCUUGCUUCUGCUCUUCUCUUCAAGGAGUGGACUGCACUGACUUUAACAGACAGCCUCGUCAUGCUUUGUGGUCUGACGACAGUGUGCAUCGGGGUCGUUUUACUCCGCAUUUCCCAAGAGGCUUUGAUUACUUGGAAAAAGAAGACAGACUGAUUGAGAUGCCUUCACAUUUACAUGACUUUUGUGCUAUACUGCAUUUCUUAAAACAGUGAUUUCCAACCAGUACUUGUACCCCAGCGAGUAGGUUACUUCUACAGUUGAUAGGGGGUACCUGAAAAAAUGUAGGGUAGCUCAACUAACUUGAAAAAAUAAAAUUUAAAUUAUGAUUUGUUUAAAAUAUAUAUAUUAUAUCCACAUAUUAACAUUAAAGCUAUCCAAGCCUUCCAUGAUCACGUAAUAGCCUAGUAGGCUAGAAGUAGUAUGAUUGCUGACCCAACCAACCUAUUAACAGUUUAAUUGCAUGAAAAAAAUGAACAAUAUCCACUUCUACAUAAUAAAUAGUGUUAUACAUUUAGAACAUACAUUGGUAACCGAUGAAGGGGUACAUCUGACAGGGCUGUAGGGGGACCUCAGUCCAAAAAGGUUGGGUCUUAUGACACAGAGUCUAGGCUUGAUUUGUCCAGUUUAAAUGACCAAACAGUGUAUUUAUUACUAGUAGUAGUUAUUAACUAGUUUAACAUUUUACUAGAAUAUUCUUGCAGUUUCUUAAGGAACCAUUCUUAGUUACUGUGUAACCCACAACUAUCUCCAAAAGUGAAACUUUUUUUCUUAAAUCAUUCCAUCUUUAACUUCAUUAAUACUUACGAAUGCAACUGGAAUCAUCAUGAGACUGUCUCUUCGCCUAUCAUAGCUUUUUUUUUUAUUAUUAUUUUUGGGCACGUCUGCCUUUAUUGGAUAGGAAAGCUGAGAUAUGAAAGGGGAGAAGACAUACAGGAAACCAUCUCAGGUCGGACUCGAACCCUGGACCUUCUGCGUCGAGGAACAAACCUCUACAUAUGUGCGCCUGCUCUACCAACUGGGCUAACUGGCCACGACCUAUCAUAGCUUUUAAAUAGAGGAACAGUUAAUGUGCCAACCUUUGUUUCAUUUUUACUAAUUAGCAAAUAGUUACAAAGAGGCUUACAAAACAUUGGUAACUGGUAAAAUAGAAAUUGCAAAUAAGUCUGUUUACUUUCAUCCAGAGUGUUGCCUUCAAAGCUUUAAUAGAUGGUCUCCUUUUCUCCCAAUACCAGACUGUAUCAGUGUAGAAUCACCUACACUUAGACUGAUUCAGUGUAAUUUCAGAAUCAGUCUCUUUAAACCAGGAGUUGUGUAGAAGGCGAGUGUUUACAAUGACUGAAAGAGCAUUUUGUCAAAAGGAUGGAUUUGUAAAGCUGAUAUACCAAAUAUAAAUCAAUGGUACUACAUGUGAUUUGGAUUAUGGAUUAUUUAUGUACAUAAAACAAAUAUUUUCCUUCAUUUCUACUAUUUGUCAGACGUGGUUUGAUAGGGAUGCCUAGUCACUUGACCAACCAACCCACACUUGAAAGUGAUGUGCUGGCGUUGGCAAGCAUUUGUCAUACUAAAGGGUCCAAGAGAAAUACACUAUUCUUAAAAAGCCCUAUGAGUCAUUUCACUGAUAAGGUUUGGUUAUCUUCCUUAUUUUAAAGUAUAAAAUUAGUUACAUAUCACUUGUACAAUAUUUAAAAAAAAACAUUGUGUUUGCUUUGCCUUUCCUAAUACAGAUUUACAAUAAAUUAUUCCUUCAAUUCCUUUAGUAAAACGUGGGACUGAUAUAGCCUACUGUCAUUAAACAAUACGUUUAUGUUGGUCAUUUUGGUUGCUGUAGUCUAUUGUAAUGUACAUGAUUUUGAAUCAGGAGGGUUUUCAAAUCAUCCUACAAGUUAGUUUGUGCUUUUAUAAUGUAACUAUAGUGUAAAAUGAGUGCAAUAUAAUAUCACGGCAAUUAUUAUUAUUAUUAUUAAGAGUUUACUUUGCCCACUGGGAGGGUCAUCACACUAAUGCAUUUUAUAAAACAUAGGUGUGCCUAACCGAUCUAUAUCCUUGUAUUAUUUAUUUAUAUAAUUAUUGAAGAAAAUACUGCCAGGUCUUUAAACAUGUUUUCUUAUCUUUUUCCUUUUCCUUUUUAUUUUCAUAUGUUAUGUGACAAAUCCUUAUGUGGUAAAUGUGCUAUAACUUUAACAUCCCUCGUUCUUGUCAAAUAGUUAUGAAAUGUUUGUGAGAUAUAGAAGGGACAGAAAAAAGGGCAAUGAGAGGAGAUACUUUGAGUUCAUGUAUUAUCUAGGUACACUUCCUGAACUGUAAUAUUCCCAUUGUCCAAUAAAUAAAAAAAAGAGUUGAUUUUGUA
This is a messenger RNA of Perca fluviatilis (European perch), 3185 nucleotides long. RefSeq names its product NIPA magnesium transporter 1 (gene nipa1). Bases 65 to 991 code for a protein of 308 amino acids. The transcript is spliced from 5 exons. Gene Ontology annotation, molecular function: magnesium ion transmembrane transporter activity. Gene Ontology annotation, biological process: magnesium ion transport. Lineage: Eukaryota; Metazoa; Chordata; Actinopteri; Perciformes; Percidae. The record is from RefSeq and is a predicted model, not a curated record. Gene Ontology annotation, cellular component: membrane.